Molecule: messenger RNA, 6647 nt
Organism: Pelodiscus sinensis (Chinese soft-shelled turtle)
Lineage: Eukaryota; Metazoa; Chordata; Testudines; Trionychidae
Source: RefSeq, a predicted model, not a curated record
GAGGCCGGCCCGGGAGGAGCCGGCCGCGGCCGAGGAACAGAAGGAGCCGGGCAGGGAUGGGGAGAGGAAAGAGCCGUCGGACAAGGAUCAAAGCAAGCCCAAGAAGGAGGAACCGGAGGAGGAGGAGGCCGACAUGAAAGCCGUCUCCACCUCGCCCGACGGCCGCUUCCUAAAGUUUGACAUCGAGCUGGGCAGGGGGUCCUUCAAAACGGUCUACAAGGGGCUGGACACGGAGACCUGGGUGGAGGUCGCCUGGUGUGAACUUCAGGACAGAAAAUUGACAAAAAUAGAAAGACAAAGAUUUAAGGAGGAAGCAGAAAUGUUGAAAGGUCUUCAGCAUCCAAAUAUUGUUAGAUUUUACGACUUUUGGGAAUCCUGUGUAAAAGGAAAAAAAUGUAUUGUAUUGGUUACUGAAUUGAUGACCUCUGGAACGCUAAAAACGUAUCUGAAAAGAUUCAAAGUGAUGAAACCAAAAGUUCUUCGUAGCUGGUGCCGACAAAUCCUGAAAGGUCUACUUUUCUUGCACACAAGAACACCACCAAUCAUUCACAGAGACCUAAAAUGCGACAAUAUUUUUAUUACGGGACCGACUGGGUCUGUGAAAAUAGGAGACUUAGGUCUGGCAACCCUCAAAAGAGCUUCAUUUGCCAAAAGUGUAAUAGGCACUCCAGAAUUUAUGGCCCCAGAAAUGUAUGAAGAACACUAUGAUGAAUCAGUUGACGUAUAUGCUUUUGGAAUGUGCAUGUUGGAAAUGGCUACCUCAGAAUACCCCUACUCAGAAUGCCAGAAUGCUGCUCAGAUUUACCGGAAAGUGACCUGUGGUGUCAAGCCAGCAAGUUUUGAGAAAGUUACAGAUCCUGAAAUUAAGGAGAUAAUUGGGGAGUGCAUUUGCAAAAAUAAAGAAGAAAGAUAUGAAAUUAAAGACUUAUUAAGCCAUGCCUUUUUUGCUGAAGAUACUGGGGUAAGAGUGGAACUUGCAGAAGAAGACCAUGGUAGGAAAUCCUCUAUUGCCUUAAGACUCUGGGUAGAAGAUCCUAAGAAACUGAAAGGAAAACCCAAAGAUAAUGGAGCCAUUGAGUUUACUUUUGAUCUGGAGAAGGAAACUCCUGAUGAUGUUGCACAAGAAAUGGUUGAAUCUGGAUUUUUUCAUGAAAAUGAUGUCAAGAUAGUUGCAAAGUCAAUACGCGACAGAGUAGCAUUAAUACAGUGGAGAAGAGAGAGAAUUUGGCCUAUAAUACAAUCAGAGGACCGUCAAGUUUCUGAAUGCUUGGAGAAACUGAAAGUACCACAAGCACAACAGGUUCAAGUAACGUACCUUUCCCACACUGGUCAACAAACUUUGUCAGAGAUAGAGGAGCCAGAAGCUGACCAGCAUUUAUUUCAGCAUAACCUCCCCACCAGCGUCACAUCUGUUGCAUCUGACAGCACAUUUGACAGCGGUCAGGGGUCCACAGUUUAUUCAGACUCCCAGAGCAGCCAGCAAAGUGUCAUCUACUCAUCUCUGCCUGAUUCCAUACCUCCUGCUAUUCAACGGGUUUACAGUCCACCUCUAAGCGAGAGCCAGGCUUUGCCUCAAAGCCUUCAGCAGCUGGGUCACUACCAGCAGCCUUCAGGACCUGGACUACCAGUGGUUCAGGCUACACCUGCUGUUGUCUCUCAGCGACCACAACAUUACCAAGAGCCAGCAAUGACAUUCCCAGUAAUACAGCCAAUCACAGGUGCUUCAUUGCAGAUGGGGCCAUCUCAGCCUGUGUUAGCCAGCCAGCAGCAGUCUAUGCCACAGCAAGCUCCUCUACCGCAGGUUCUAGCCAGCCAGCCAGUUUGUGCAGUACAGCCUGCCGCCCAUGUGCUGCCCCAGUAUCAAACCCAGCCUUCUCAGGUGGCAGCUACCAGUACACCGCUCACACCAUUACAGAUUUCCACUGUGCAGCAGCUUCCUCAUGUCCCAUCCUCCCAGAUCAUUGGACAUCCUUCAUAUGGUUUGGAAAUUGGACCCCAGGUGCCUGUAAUACCAGUGCAGCCUUCAAUUGUUAUGCCACCACCUUUGCAGUUGCAGCCUGAAAUAUUGCCUCCCUGCCUCGGGCCAGAAAAUCUUUCACAACUUCAUGGCAACCUUGCUGCAGCGAGUGCCACAAUGCCCAUAGAUUAUGGCCUGCCUCUUCAGCCUAUUGGUCUUCUACAGCUUCAACCAGAUCUUUCCCAGCCUCUGGGGCAGCAGGCUCCAUAUUCUGCUAUCCAGUCGGUUACAGAAUCAACUCAAGAGGAGCAUGCAAUACAGGAAAAACAGCAGACACUAACACUGAGCUCUGAAAGUUACAUGAGUCCCGACAUAGCUUCAGGCAAAGACAUGAGCGACAGCUUUGAAGGAGCGAUUGGUAGUGGAAAGCAAGAAGGGAAGCCUUCAAAGAAACAUAAGAAAUCUACACGCAUUCGAUCACGCCAGGAGAAGUCAAGCAGACCAAAGCUGACCAUUCUAAAUGUAUGUAACACAGGGGAUAAGAUGGUGGAAUGUCAGCUGGAAACACACAAUCACAAAAUGGUGACUUUUAAAUUUGAUUUAGAUGGUGAUGCGCCGGAAGAAAUUGCUAUUUACAUGGUAGACAAUGAAUUCAUAUUGCAGACUGAGAAAGAGACAUUCAUUGAACAAAUGAAGGAUAUUAUAGAUAAAGCAGAAGAUAUGCUCAGUGAAGAUACUGAAGGAGAACGAAGUUCUGAUCAGGGAACAAGUCCCCAGCAAGAUGCCUAUAGACUAGAUAUGAAUGAAGAGAAUCGGCAAUCUCAAGUGAAAACCCCCAUGUAUCAACAGAAUGUUUUACACACUGGAAAACGAUGGUUUAUUAUAUGCCCUGUUGUGGAAAACGAGACUGAGGAAGCACCAGAAUUCCCCCCAGCAGUUCCUCAGAGUAAACAACCUGAAGGUCCAGAGCCGGAACAGUCGGAAGAUCAGCAAAUGAGCUCUGCAAUGACAGACACACCUAGUGUCUUGUUUUGUCACCAGCUUCCUAGUCAAGCAAGCAUAUACGACAGCCCCUGUGGAACGCCAGGUCCUUUGGCACAAGCUCCCACCGCAGCAUCUUCAGCUGUUUUGCAAACUAAACCAGAAAUUUUAGCUGCAACACUACCGGGAUCUGCUCCAUAUGUCCCAGAACAGUUUGUUGCUAAUGUAGGUCAACCGGAAUAUCCUCCACUACAGCUGGUCAUACCCAGUCAGCCUGACACUUGUGCCCACAAUGCAGCUUCACUAGAGGAGCCUUCUGAUGCUCAGCUUGUUCCAAAACCCUCCCUGCGAACGCUACAGCAGGUGGAUGAAGGUGCUGGUGUUCCCGACGUGGAAAUCUCAUGCUAUACUGUCAGGCCAGCCAGCUCGAUUCUGACCGUUCCUGCACAAGAAGCAGAAUUCGGUCCCGUUCCUGCUCCCUCCGAUAUGGUUUUGGAGCUCCAGCCUGCACCACAAAUCCCCCAUGUGUCAGAGGCCAGUCUGGCUGGUGUCACGCAGCAUUCUUUGGGGACCCAGCUGCUUCCUCUAACUGUUGUGUCUGAUUCCCUAACUCUGACAGGCUCUCAGCUUCAAAGUCCUCCCCAGCUCUCAGUUGCUGGGUCCCAGCAACAUAUAAUGCUGACCCAGUCUCAGCCGGUCACCUGCACUGGCCUUGGCAUUGGUCUGCUGCAGCAGCCUUGUGCGGUCGAGUCAGAUGGAGAAGGGCCACCCAGAGUGGAUUUUGCUGACAACACAAUAAAAAGCCUUGAUGAGAAACUGCGCAAUUUACUGUACCAAGAGUGUGUUCCUACAUCUUCUGCAUCAGCAGGGACUCCAGACAGCUUCGUACCUUUAGAGCAGGGUGACAGUGAGGUUGCUAGCUUACCUCCUUUUAAUGAAGAACCAAUUCCCACGCUUGUAUUGGAUGUAAGAGAACCGGGCCUUAAUGUUCCAGAUGUCUGUCAGGAAGUUAAUGCUGCUCAGGAUCAGUUUGUGUCACAUGUCCCUUCUGAAAUGCCACCAUAUGUAUUGGUUAGUCAGACUAUGACUGUGCCUCUUCCAUCCCUAAAGCCAGCAGCCACAGACGCUUCUGCCAUGCUGAAUAAUGCUACAGCCGCUGGCCACAGCAGAACAGAGUCUAGCCUCAGAGAGCCAAUGUUGGAAAAGUCCGAAACGACCAGCGUCAGUGUCAGCUCGUCAGAGGCAAGAGGUUCAGCUGCAAACAUUUCUUCAACUUCUGCUGUUACAACAAAAGGUCUUUUUCAGGUUGCUCCUGCAACAUCAACCAUUGCUAAGCAAAUGGAAACUUCUAAAAGGACUGAGGAGGCAAAGAUCAAAACUUCAUCUGCACCUAAAGAGAACUUAAUACAAACUUCUACAACAGAUAGGGAGAUAAAUGACCUUCAAAGGAACAACUUUGUAGAUACUAGUUCCUAUGGAAAACAGCCUGAAGUGCAGGAUAAUAGUACACCAGCCAAAACUAUUGGCAGGUUUUCAGUGAUCAGUACCCAUGAUGAAUUAACUUUAACAUCUCCACAUUGCAUAAGGUACUCUGCACCACCCGAUGUAUAUUUGGAUGAGCUUCCCUCAAGCCCGGACCUGAAGACAUCGGUACGGCGAGUGCAAACAACAUCUUUUCUUGAUGCCCUUUCUGACCAUGGUUCCAGUGACUCUGGUGACGAGUCUCUCCGAAGGAAGUGUGUGGCUGUUCAGCCAUCCCCGCAGAGCAGCAGUGCAGACAUCGCAAAAAAGGCCACUUAUCUUCUGCAAAGAUCAGGAAAGACUAGUUCCCCAGGCCCUGACUCACCUAAUGGUCAGGGAACAAAAAUUCCCACUAUCAAUAUAACAUCCUUCCACUCGCAGUCAUCCUACAUGAGCAGUGAUAAUGACUCAGAAUUUGAAGAUGCAGAUAUGAAGAAAGAACUGCAGAACCUGAGAGAGAAGCACAUGAAAGAAAUUGCUGAACUGCAGAGUCAACAGAAGAAUGAAAUAGAGGCUUUGUACAUCCGUCUGGGCAAACCACUGCCUCCCAACGUGGGUUUUCUUCACUCUGCCCCACCAAGUGGCCGACGGCGGAGAACCAGCAAAAAUAAAUUAAAAACUGGGAAACUAUUGAAUCCUCUGGUUCACCAGCUCAAAACGGGACCUUCUAACACAAGUAAUCUGUCAGACUGCAAAGAAUCUUCCCCCAGUCAAACAACUAACGUUCUUGCUGGUUCAACUGAAGCAGCAGCAGUAACUUCCUCCACUUCAGCCACAUUUGGAAAGUCAGUUCAGACACAGCAACCCUGCUCAGUCAAAGCCUCUUUGUCUUCUGACAUCUGCUCCGGCUUAGCCACCGAAGGAGGCAAUGCGCAUGGAAGUUCUGGCCAAGGCUGGACGGUUUUCCACCAAACGUCUGAGAGAGUGACCUAUAAAUCUAGUAGCAAACCUCGUACCAGAUUCCUCAGUGGACCUGUGUCUUUGUCCAUCUGGUCCACCCUGAAACGACUAUGUCUAGGCAAAGAUCACAGUAGUAGAUCCUCCACAAACAGUCUUGUAACGUGUCCUGAGCCUCUACCGCCGCCAACUCUGCAGGUCCAGGUGCAAGCUAACAACAGUAACAACAAGAAAGGAACAUUCACAGACGAUCUUCACAAACUGGUGGAUCAGUGGACAAGCAAAACUGUUGGUGCAGCACAGUCAAAACCUUCUUUGAACCAACUGAAGCAGAACCAAAAAAGGCAAGACAUGGAGCCAAAGGCUAAUUCCACGCAGACACAGAAUGAGACAUGUGGAGUUAAUUCAGUCAGAACAGGAGUGGGGAAAAAGUGCAUUGUUCCAGUGUCUUGUCCUAUGUCAGCCACGUUAACUUCUGGAAUUUCGCCAUCCAUGCCAGUGCCUAUGCCAGAAUCUGCAUCUUCACCUUUCAGUCAAAAGGCACACGGUAACCCACUAAAACUGACUUUUGUGGAUGGUAAGUUUCAUUUUAAUAGAAUGCACUAAGGGAAAUCAUUAUGGGCACCGGUAACAAAGCAUUACAUGGUCAAACUUGAAGGCACACUGCUCUAGAUUUCUUUACUGCAAUGACAUUUUAUUCUACCUGCUGAAGGGUGGAGAUGUCUUGUGCUGCCAAGCUGUGAAUUGUAUAGUUCUGUUGUACUUUGAACAUUAUAACUGUCUACAUUAUUUGAUUGGUACCCUUUAAAUAUAUUAUUCCAUCAAUUCAGUUAGAAUUGAAUUUUAUAGACAAUUAUGCAGAGUCUUCUGCCUGGGCAAAAUACUUACUGUAGUAAGAGAUUUCUGUUCUCUGUAACAUGUAUCCUUAAUUUAUUUCUUUAGAUUCAUGUCUGUAUGCUUCCUGAGCAAAUAUGGAAAAUAUGUUCUCACAUCAUUUCUCCUUCAGCUUGCACUGGAUCUUACAGUUUGUUGCUAUUGCCUGAUGUAUAGUCCACCCCUUGUAUACUGACAAAGUCAGUGGCACUAAAAACCCCAAGAGAUUGUAUAUAUUACAAAAAAUAAACAUUUUGUGCUUGAAAACUGCGUGAAAACUUAGUGUUUUCCUGAAACCUUGAAACGUGUUGUUCUCUAUUGGCACUAGACAACUCUCCUCCACCUGCCCGCCCAAGCCAUCUCUCCUUUUCUUGCUUUUAAGAGGCUAAUGCCGCCUUUCCCAAUUUUGGCAGCUGCC